UAGCGCUGCCUUGCCCGCAUCCCCGGAUGAAAAAGUCUUCUUGGCCUGCUGUCAGACAGAUGAGUAAUGGCGAGCAAGUGGUUUUCGUUGGUUUGAGGUUAUCUGGUUAUUUGCUGAGGAGGUAUUCCCUCGCCGAUCAGUGAUGCGCCAUGGUGUGCAAAGAAGAAAUAUAUUCGUGGUUUAAACAGUUAAAUGGUGCGGUAAGGAUAGAUACCAUGUGUGGUUUGCUCAACUUGUGCUUACCCUUUGAACUACGGUUUUUGGGCACUUGCGUAGAAGAUUUAGCUAGCAAGGAUUACGCGUACUUCCGAGAAGCGGAACUGCGCGCAAAUAACUUCAACGAGCUGUCCAAGUGCACCAAUGUUAGGGACGCUGUAUCGCGAAGUAAGCUGAUCACUUCGUUGGCCUUGCUGCACCUUUCCAACCGCAGUUGCUCGCAUGCUAUCUUCGAAGCUCUGUCCGAAGAGAUGAAGUGCGCCAAACAGGAGACGUAUGACACAAAGACGCUAGAAGAGAUGCUGCUUCUGUUCACCAUGGCCACGCAUCAUCCGUCGUUCAGCUUUGACGAGCGCUCAGAGUUCGUCAAGUUCCGCGAAAAGCUGGAGAGUCUUUGGGCAGCUCAGGGCAUGGCUGUGGCAGCACCUGUGGAGAGCUACAUGGUCCCUUGCAUGCCCUACACUGUGCCAUUCAUGCCUCCCUAUCCUGUGACGGCUGAUGCAGUGGCAUCCCCACCUUACGUGCAAGGCUGCAGUCGCCCACACAAUGCACUGAAAGCACGUCUCUCUAGUAUUGAGGUGAAGCCUGAGCCUCAGUGUAAGAGGUCGGUCAAACUGAGCCUACAGUGGUCGGACAGACACCAGACAGAGGUUGUGCGUUCCUUUCAAGAGAUCUCUGGGCUUUCUCAGAAGCUCUCUCGUCUGAGUGCUUCUGAUCCAUCGUGUAGUGGAAAGGCAAUUCCCCAGCUACCAGCCUGCAUUGAAAAGAAUGAGGAGCUGGAUGGAAUGUUCGAACUCUCAGAAUAUUUCAACUGGGUUGCAAGCCUUCCACCAAGCUACCUGGAGAAUGAAUUGGUGGGCCCCUUUUUUGAGCCAACACCAUGUGGAAAGCUUGGCUUUGCACCCUCGGCUGCCGUGGUGCCAGAGACGACCUUGCCCUUGGCGCCUGAUGAUCCUCGCGUGGGGCUGCUGGCCUUCUAUGGAGGUGGUGCAGAUGCCCCGAUAGCCUCAGCACCGCCUCUUCUGGCCCCAGCCGUUGGAUCCAUGAUGCCACCUAUGGUGGGUCCCAGUGUGAACUGUGCAGGUCAAGGCACUGAGCAUGCAGGGCCAUCGCCCUGCAACUCUCCUCUAUCCUCGGCACCAGCAUCACCCUACGAAUCACCGCCCACAUCAGGCUGCAACUCGCGUGCCACAUCUCCUUGGACUGGUGCUGCUGUGACCAGGAUGCAUUGGGAUGGCACACCAUCAUCAGUUGAAGAGCUGCUACACCGAGCACAUCUGAAGAAAUAUCAUCAUCUAUUUAAGAACUGCACGCUGGAUGAUGUUCUAGCCAUGAGUGAAGACAGUAUGAAGCACAAGGGGCUUCCAGCCAGUUGUUCAAGGAGACUGGUCAAAGAAAUUGCCUUGUUGAAGAGCCACACGAAUGGAUUGCUGUGCAGCCGUGCUGUCAACGCCGGGACGGCAGCUGCCUUCAGCCAUGCUAGCGGGGAGAGUUCUACCACAUCCUGCUCUUCAGAGUGUUCCAGCCCUUCUCCUCCACCUGCACUCAAAGCCGUCCGCACUCACAGCCCGGCCAGUUCAGGCUCAGAUGACAGCACUCAGCCGUCAACUGGUAGCGCCUAUGUUCCAAGCUGUGCUAAGUGGCCUGCUGCCUGUGAAGCCACUGAGACUGCUGCCAGCGUGGUGCCACCCGAGGCUGCCCGCCUAGGAAGCCAGCCACCAUCAGUGAUGCCCAUUCGGUACGCACCUCCUGGCUCUGUCCUGGUGGAGCCUCAGCACCGGUUUUUGUUGCUCACCGAUCGGCCAACCUAUGGCCCAUCUCGUGCACCGGUGCGUGCCUUGGCACCUGUUGUGAAGACUACCACGGAUGGAGUCCCCCAUAGCAAUCCUGCAGUGACAACCACCGCAGCCUUUGGGCCCAUGUACAGUGUAGGAAUUAUGCCAGCAGGCAUGUUUCCGCAGCAUUCAUUUCCCCCGUUCCUGCAUGCUGGCCACCAGAGCAAUGGCUACCUGUCAUUCUUGUCAGGUGCGGGCUAUGUGGCCCCACCCACAACAGCAGCAGCCUAUGUUCCCCUAGCCACGUUUGGCGGGCCCUCCGUGGUGGUGCCUCCUCCCCCCACCAGUGCCAAGGUGGCAAGCUGUUACAACUGCGGCCUGGUCGGCCAUCGGGGCCACGAGUGCAAGGAGGCCACAGUGGAAGAGGCCACGAAGUCCGCCCAGUUUCGGCUCCACUUUGCACCUGCUGGAGCAGCCCCGGAGGCACAGCCGUGAGACCAGCUUUAAAUAUACCUGUGUACAUAUGCCCCAACUCCUCGCUUGGUGCAGGAGGGACAGCCACCUGGCAUGACGACUGCUGUGCAGUGACAACCAGCCAGUCCCCCAGUCAUGGUGUAGUGCAUACUGUAGGCUUGUUCACUGUGUGUGGAGCACGCUCCUGCUUUGCUGCCGGUCCACAAGAUCCCAUACUGUGUUUUCCGAAGUUGCUAACGCUAGUACUGGGAGGCAUUUUCAAGCUGCAUUUGUCUCCACUGAAGCCUCUGGCAUGGCUGAAACAGUGCCCGUUUUAUGCCCAGUGUUUUAUGCUGUCAGCCAUUUUUAGUUACUAUUUAUAAGCUUUCACCUCCGAGUGCCCAGCUUUGUGGGCUUUGCAGUGUCAGUGUUUUUGUCAGCUGUGUACACUGUGUUUUUAACCUCAAGUUUUGGGUUAGCCAGUCAUACUUUUAUUGUCACAAGUCUUGCCAUUCCAUUUCAUACAGCAAAUUGUGACCCAUUUUAGUUUCACAAUAUCUUGCAAUAUCUUCCUCUGCAUUGCCAGUGAAUGAUUGGGGUGACUGGGUGGUUUGUCAUGUUGAACAUGUGAUGAGAAUUACUUAAAGUUACCACUCAGCCAAAGACACGUUGAAUCGUCACAUCAGACUGUGCCCACUGGAGAAAUACCACAUUGAUGCUAGUGUUCAUAUCCUACACAUGCAUCUCGUCUCCCUCCUCAAGAUUUUUCCUUGCUACCUGUUUUGGCUCGCAAGUGUCAUUCUGGACUUCUUUUGAGCUUGUUGGUGUUUGUCUAGUCAGGUGUUUCCUUUGACAACAUCAAAAGCAUUCCCAGUUUUUAUUGCUACAAUGUUGCAGCCUGAUCAAAUGUUUUUUGCAAGCAAGAAGUGCUGCAAGACAAGAACUGAGACAUUUCUGACCACCUUGCUUUUCUUUUAAUUUUUGUGCUACUGCUUUUGGGCACUUUAUUCCAAGAGGAGCUCCCUUCAGCAAAAUGUGCAACGUGAAAUAUACAAGCAGCAGGUUUACUUGCACUGCGAUUGAAUGGGAUGCUGCCUGUCUGGACAAAUGCAAAGCCACAACUCUUCUUGUGGACCCUAGUCCUUUUGUGUUUUGAAUGUGCUCAUGUGGCUGGUUUCUGCCAUAUUGCACUGUUCCAGUGUUUGUGACACCAGUGAUGCGUAUCUGCUCGUGUAGCCCACGUCGACUACCCACCAUGUGAACACCGUGGUGCUCUCUGGGCUUCGGCUGUCUUUUGUGAAAUGUUUUAAGCACUAGAUCUGUUGUAAAUCCUCAGCUUAGGGUUGCCACAAUAGAUGGUGAAUGCUGAAGGUACAGUCAUGUUGCCUUUAUAAAUGGUGUUAUUUUUGCACAUUUUGAAGUUGAUGGUGCUGUACUGUGCCGAAUGUGUGCCAGCAAAGUCCAAUAUGAGGACACUUAUUUGGCUAUGCCUUGGUACUUUAUUUUCAAGCAUAAAGUUGAAAAUUACCAUACAGUGCAGGCCUUAAGUCUGAUCUACAUUUGUUGAUGUGUUUUCAAAAUGUACAGCUCUCACUGAUGCAGUAGAACUAAACUUUGCAGUGAUUAGAUGUGCCACUUGAGCAUACAUAUCAUAAUUGCCUCUCCAAUUCAAGCUCUCCAUUGUUCCAGUUGAGUAGCAAUGUUUUAAGUUGUUAAACAAUGACACAGAGAAAAGCUGUGCCAUCUUCUGCCCUCACAUGGAGAGAAGGUCAGAGCUGGUUAAUGGUACUGCUGAGUACUUUGCACAAGAAAUGUUCACAAAAAAAUUCCUACCUUAAAAACAAGCUGAAGAAUUGCCUGCUUGAGUGUUCUGCUGCUUGCUCCCUCAGUGAGUUGACUGUGUGGGUGUAAUUUUCCCAAUUUGUUGAGCAGAGUGUUAUUUUUUUUUUUUCUAGAAGCUCAUUCCUUGAAUUCAACGCAUUUCAUAAAACAUUAAGGUGUUAUGCUGUCCUAUGCUAGUGAACAAUAAGGCACCAUUGUAGACUGUUGACAUCUCAUUUGGUGUGUGUGAAAGGCUUUCACUUGCCUGAGAAUGUGUAGAUUGCUGUCAAGCGUCCAUCUACUCUCUGCCCUAUGAUGGAAAUGCUUUAUGGUCACUCACCACUUAGUGAACUCAUGGCACAAGCUAGAGCUGUUCCAAAUUUUCUUUUCUAUGUCAUUAGAAUCUGUGGGCUUGCACGGGGCAUUAUUUGUUCAAGUAAGAAUUUUUCUGAAAUUUUAUCCUUUGUAGUUUUUACUACUGCAGUAUUACGAGACUGAAUAGCUGCUUGGGUCUUUAUUUUUCCCUUCCAGGAGUAAAUAUUGUGUUCUUCAAGAUAUCAAAGUGGCACUAGAAACAACGUAAAGGAAUUCAGUUAGAAAUCAGUCUAACAAGCCUUUUUUUGCUUACAGUUGCAAGUAAUUGGCGUUCAGUGUUUUUUUCUGAGUAUAGUGUGCUCAUUUGCUUUGAAAAUAUGAAUAGUACAAUGAGUGCAGGAGAAUGUUUUUCAGAAAAGGUGCUUGCUUAAUUGCUGUCAUGGAACUUAAGGAGGCUGAACAAGAAAGACCCAUUAGCUUGUAAAAUGUAAACAAAUUAUGCUGUGAGCACAUUUGUUUGUCCCAUUUUGGUUCCUACUGUGUCCCUGCCUCACUUCAGCCUUCCUCGAUUUCACUUAUGCUGUGUGUAAAUGGUAACAUUAUGAAUGGUAACCUUGUGCUGGUGCACAUAAUAGACUACAGGACACCUAGUAGAAGUUACAUUAGUAGAAGUAAUUUUUGUUUUAUAGAAUGUUUUGUGGGAAUGCCUAAUUGAAUGUCUUAUGAUAUGAGCAAGAGAUGAUUCGCUUCACUCAGUGAUAGGUUUAAGACUGUUGGGAGGCGAAGUGCACUCAUUCUCGUUCAAUAAUGCAGCCGAAGAGGAGAGCAAGGCAUUCAAUAUUAUGUCAUAAAAGCAUAAUGCUGGCAUGCGAUUGUAACCAAACAAGGUAAAACUACAAAGCCAGUAUAUGAAGCAAACUAAAGUGUAUCCUUGAAUGAUCUAGUUUCCGGGAUGGCACUGCACUUCGUAAGUGGGUUCAAAUGCUCCACGACAUAUAGGCUUAUGAUGUGUUGUUUUGUUUUACUAACUGCCUGCUUGUACAUGCACACAAAAAAAAAGAGGUGGAAGUGCAGUCAUGGCCUAUUUUCCAUUGAAAUAAAAUAUGUUGAUGUCA
Messenger RNA from Dermacentor albipictus, 5695 nucleotides. RefSeq names its product zinc finger CCHC domain-containing protein 14. The record is from RefSeq and is a predicted model, not a curated record. Lineage: Eukaryota; Metazoa; Arthropoda; Arachnida; Ixodida; Ixodidae. Gene Ontology annotation, molecular function: zinc ion binding; phosphatidylinositol binding; nucleic acid binding.